AUGAGGUUAGCGGAAGAUUCCUUAUUGGGUCGUCAUUGUAUAGCCACACGAAAUAUCAAAGUUGGGGAAAUUGUUUUGAAAGAUGAUCAUCCUCUGAUAGCAGGUCCUAUGUAUAAUUGUGCUCCUGUGUGCCUUCGCUGUUACACGGUCUUGAAUGAAAGCAUUGCAGUAGCUUGUGAAAAAUGUGGUUGGCCUCUUUGUCAAGAUUGCAAAGACUAUGGAUUAGAGUGUAAUUUUUCUUCUACUCGCAGAGAUCAUAAGGUAUCUAUAACUGAAUUUGGCCACCCACAUCCAAGUUAUCAAUGUAUAACUGUCAUAAGAGCGUUAGCAUCGAAGGAUGUUAAUUUGGAAUCUUAUAAGAAGUUACUAUCGCUCGAAAGUCAUUACGAUCGAAUAAAUUCCCAUGAACUGUCAAACACUGUUCGCUUUAUUAAAAGAUUUUUCAAAACAGAUGAUAUAUUGGAGGAGGAAAUGACAAAAAUCGUCGGUAUCUUGCAGGUUAAUGGACAUGAAGUUCCGCUUACUGAUCCACCAUACGUAGCAGUUUACGAACUGACAUCAUUACUUGAGCAUAACUGUAAAGCAAAUUGCUCGAAAAGUUUCACUGAUACUGGAGGGCUGAUUAUUCAUGCUGCAGUACCUAUUGCAAAAGGUGACUAUAUUAUAUAUAUAUGUCGGCGUCUAGGUUGUAAUCAAUGUUAA
Bombus terrestris (buff-tailed bumblebee) is the source of this 702-nucleotide messenger RNA. RefSeq names its product SET domain-containing protein SmydA-8-like. The transcript has 5 exons. The record is from RefSeq and is a predicted model, not a curated record. The coding region runs from base 1 to 702 and encodes 233 amino acids. NCBI's taxonomy places the organism in Eukaryota, Metazoa, Arthropoda, Insecta, Hymenoptera, Apidae.